Messenger RNA from Blepharisma stoltei, 1798 nucleotides. The record is from the annotation of a GenBank genome assembly. NCBI's taxonomy places the organism in Eukaryota, Ciliophora, Heterotrichea, Heterotrichida, Blepharismidae.
AUGUAUCGAUUGGUGAGGAGGGCAUCCUCUUUUCGCUUCCAAAGGCUAAAUGAAGGUUUAGCAAAGCAGCUCGCUGUUCAACCAGCAUCAUGUCCAGACACUAAAGGAUUCAUGGACAAGCUUGCACAUCUCCGUCAGCAAUCUGUUUUCGGAGAUGCAAAAAGAAUCGAAAAGCAACAUCAAAAACACAAGCUUUCAGCUAGAGAAAGAGUUGAAUUGCUCGUAGAUCCUGGCACAUUUGUCGAAUACGAUCAGUUAGUGACUCACAGAUGUACAGAUUUCGGAAUGGAAAAAACCAAACAUCCAGGUGAUGGAUUAGUCUCAGGGCAUGGCUAUGUUGAUGGGAAAUUGGUCUUUGUAUACAGCUACGAUUUUACUGUAGGUGGAGGCACCUUAUCAGAGACCGUUGCUGAGAAAGUAUGCAAAGUUCAAGAAAAAGCUUUAAAUGCAGGGGCUCCAAUUAUUGGACUCAACGACAGCGGUGGAGCUAGAAUCCAAGAAGGAGUACAGUCACUCGGAGGCUACUCUGACAUUUUCUACAACAAUGUUCAAGCCUCAGGUGUUAUCCCUCAACUUUCCAUGAUUAUGGGACCUUGUGCUGGAGGAGCUGUGUAUUCUCCUGCAUUAACAGAUUUUAUCUUUAUGGUUAAAAACUCUUCCUUUAUGUUUGUGACAGGUCCAGAUGUCGUAAAGGCAGUGACCCACGAAGAAAUCGAUAUGGAAGGCCUCGGUGGAGCUAAAGUUCACAGUUCAAAAUCUGGUGUCUCACAUUUCGCAUUGAAUAACGACGUUGAAGCUUUAAUGUUUGUUAGAAAUUUCUUAACCUAAUAAUGUGUAUAUGCAUUAUUAUAUAAUCUUAAUUUUUAUAUAUAAAAAGUUAAACAAUAUGCAAAAAUAUUUUUUAAAUUUGAAAAAAAAUUAAAGAGUAGAGUUAGGUUUCUUACCAAGCUCAAAUAGAGAAAAAGCUACUCCAAAACCAACUGCAGAUCCUUUCGAUAGAGAAAUCCCAGUUCUAGACAAAUUCGUACCAGAAGAUCCUAAUAAGCCUUACGAUAUGAGAGUCGUUCUCAAAUCAAUCUGCGAUGAUGAAUAUUUCUUAGAAGUUCAGCCAGAUUAUGCCAAAAACAUUCUUGUUGGGUUUGGAAGACUUGGCACAGAAACUGUAGGCUUUAUUGCAAAUCAGCCACAAUCAUUAGCUGGUGUUUUAGACAGACUUUCUUCAAUUAAAGCUGCAAGAUUCAUCAGAUUCUGUGACUCAUUCAACAUUCCGAUUGUCACUUUCGAAGAUGUUCCUGGGUAUUUGCCAGGAGUCCAUGAAGAACACAAUGGUAUCAUUACCCAUGGUGCUAAAAUCCUUUACGCUUAUUCAGAAGCUACAGUACCAAAGAUCACAAUCAUUACAAGAAAAGCUUAUGGUGGAGCUUACUGUGUGAUGAACUCCAAACACUUGAAAGGAGAUUUCAACUAUUCAUGGCCAACUGGAGAAAUCGCUGUCAUGGGAGCUAAAGGAGCUUGUGAAAUUAUACGAAUAUAUAGUGACUUAUUAAAAAAGGUUUAUAAGAUAUUUAAUUACAAAUUUACCACAUAAUAGAUUAUUUUCAGAGGAGGAGAUAUUCCUGCUGAAACUAAGAAAUACGAAGAAAAAUUCGCCAAUCCUCUAAUUGCAGCACAGAGAGGAUUUAUUGAUGAAAUUUUGACUCCUAGAGACACCAGAAAGAGACUUAUCCAAGACUUAAAGCUUCUGAAAACUAAGAAAGUCGAGAGACCUUGGAGGAAGCAUGGAAAUGUCCCACUUUAA